CGCAUGGCAACAGGAUCAGAGCCUGGGAGUUGUCUGCCGCUAGGUCUGCUCCCAUUUUAUCGCAUUUCUUCACUAGAUGGUGUGCAAGCCACUGGAGAGUAGGCUGCACUUGCUCGCGCACAGUAGGCUACGGCUCCAACAAAACAAAUCUGGAAAACUACAUUAUACGACGCGCCAUUUAUUUAGGCUUUUGAGGAGGAAAGUGUGGGAAUAAAAGGUUUGCUUUAAGGUUUUCAUGCGACUUGGAUAAUAUACAAUCCAGCUGUGAUGGACAUAAUGAUUGCGGUGCAGGAUGUGUGUGUCUCCAGUCAAUGGCUUACCGCUAUAAUUCUCAGUCUGUGCUGCUUUUUGCCUUCGUGCUUACCCGCUGGACAAACUGUGGACUAUGCAUCGAUUGAAAGUGUGGUCACCCGACAAGGCGAUACGGCUCUCCUGAGGUGCACUUCGGAUGGAAUCUCUAAAGGAGCUUGGUUGAACCGUUCCAGCAUCAUCUUCGCAGGGAAUGACAAGUGGUCCGUGGACCCCCGUGUGUCCAUCGUAUCGAGUGGGGGGGAGUACAGCCUGCAGAUACAGAAAGUGGACGUGACUGACGACGGCUUGUAUACCUGCUCUGUUCAGAGCGAGCGCAAUCCAAAGCCAAAGCACCUUCAUCUAGUCGUUAAAGUUCCCCCCAAGAUCUAUGACAUUUCCUCCGACAUCACGGUAAACGAGGGCAGCAACGUGUCACUCAUCUGCACAGCCAGUGGGAAACCAGAUCCCACCAUCUCCUGGAGACACAUAACCCCAUUAGCCAGGAAGUAUGACAGUGGAGAAUAUCUAAACAUCACCGGUAUCACGAGGGACCAAGCAGGGGACUAUGAAUGCAGUGCAAUGAAUGACAUUGCCUCUCCUGACACCAAGACAGUGAAAGUCAUAGUCAAAUUCGCCCCAGCCAUCCACGAGAUGAAAAGCCAUGGAGUCGGCCUGGGACGCACAGCUCUGCUGAGGUGUGAGGCUGCAGCUGUACCCACACCAUCAUUUGAGUGGUACAAGGGAGAGAAAAGGAUUAACAAGGGACAAGGGAUUGACAUCAAGAACCUCAGCUCCAGAUCAGUCCUCACAGUGACCAACAUGACAGAGGAUCGCUAUGGUAACUACACGUGUGUCGCUGCCAACAUCCUGGGAAGGGCCAACGCCAGUGUGCCUCUCAUUCCAAUUAUUGAACCCACCGCAACUAGUGCUGUCUCCCGCUCAGCGCCAAACACUGCGCCGUAUGGGAGUACAGGAAGAGCGGAAGUCCUGCUGGCCUGUCGGUACCUGAUCCUGGCUCUCUCCUCCUUCAUCAGUGUGUACUAGUGGAAGGGCAGCCAUACACAAUGACUGUAAAGAGCCCUUCAAGCAUUUAUGAAUCCUUUGACAAUGCUCAUGUCUGGAUCAAAUCUAGUACAGUUUGUUGAAAGCAGUGUGGGAUAUAAUCAGCAUUACUUAUGUGGGGAUGAUCGUUUUAUUUCUGUUGAAUUUCUCAUCAUGUAAAUACUUAAAAAUCGUUAGUUUUUUUAUUUUGAUUGUCCACUUUGUGAAUCAGUGCUCAUUGUCCCCUUUCAAAGACCAUGAAAGCUCCGAAAUGAGUUAUUUUAUUAUUCUCUCACCAGGAGGUGGUGAUGCGGAAAUUGACAUUUUCAUCUCUGUUUUUGUAAAUGGCUCAAAAGAUGCCAUUGUGUGUCCCUCAAUACAUCAAUGCAUCAUUUCCAUACCAAUGUUGUGGCCAGUAUUGAAAGUAUACAGGGUUAAAAAGGAAAGCAUCAUUUUAGAUACCAUUCAUUACAAAUUAAGGUUAGAGCAUGGUAGAAUGAUGACAUAUUUUGAGAUGUGCUAUUAUAAUAAUACAAUAGCUGAAAUGCUGCACAAUAGACAUUGGAAAGGGAACAUUUCAGACAUAUUUGAUCUUGGCCAUAUUCUAUUUGAAUGCAGAGCCUUUCAUCACACCCCCAUAACAUGUUCUCUGUCCCAAAUAAUUUUUCCUCUUUUGACUAUUGGAAUAGUACUCUUUCUUUUCAGGCAGGGGUCCUAAAUGUAUGAUAUAACUUGACACUCAUAUUUGACCAGGCAGUGAACAGAGUAGCAAGUGUUUACGUUAGUACUGGUAACAUACUGUAGUCUGGGGGGGUAAUAUAAUUUACAUAAUUACCAUUUCAUCAGAAAACAGCUCACUCAUUUUCAAUACUGAAGGGAAGACAGUUUUCCUCUCUGAGGACAAUACAGUAUACGUUUACAGUUUUUCAUUUGUAUUUCUAUGGUUUGAGAGAGAUGCGUUUACAAGUUUACAGAGGUCCUGAACAUGAAGAGGAAGACCUCUGAUGAAGGGAUACUUAGGUAUUAGUAAAGAUCUUCCAAUAUAGUAACGUUUAAGACAACAUUUAACACUGACUAACUCUGGAUCUAGACAGAUGGAAAUACUUUCCAUCCCGAAAUUGACAAAUAACAUUCGCCUUCUAAUUUAAGAUCAAAUAUUUAAAUAACCAAAAUGGGAUUGGUAAAUGGAGGAUAAAGAGGAUUUAUGCAUUAUGAUGUGUUUCAGUUUGAGUUUUAUGAAUCAUAUCUUCCACAGGACAAGGGAAUUAUGUCUGCCAACUUCUUAAAACACAGAUUGGUCUAAUGAACAAAACGUGUACUAUAAAACCGGAGACAACAUAGCCAUCGAGAUAUAAAUCUGAAAGCACAAAUACUGUACUUGCUGUUAUUUUUGAUUGUGUAGUGUUUUGUUUUUAAAAUAUAUAGUGAAGACAUUUUUGUUUGAUUAAUUUUCUGUUUUUAUUAUUUUGUUUUUACUGGAAUUGUUUUCAGCCUGUUUUGUGGUAAAUUAAAAUACUACACCAUAUAAUCUUGUUUAAAUGUAAGUAUGAUGCAAAAUGGGUCAGAAAUAUAUUUAUUAUCUUCCUUUGUGAAAACACUGUAAAAAAAACAACAACAAAAAAAACGAUUUAAAACGUGAAUCUGGAUAUGUGAAAUUAUUUCAAUGAAGCACAGUAUGGCAUAGUUUAUAAUGUUGUCAAUUCAUUUAGAUGCCAUCACUGUUGUUGAUUCUUGUCAAAACAAUAGAUUAAAAAAGAGAUGUUUGCAAUCUAAUUAUCUACUUUUUGAAACUGAGGUGGUGUGAACCAAUAUAACAGUAUUAUAGAAAUGAGUAAAUUGUGUGUAUAUUUGGAGAAAAUAGGAUUCCUUUUGAUCUUAUUGGUAGAGCCGGUGUGUAGUUUAGUUUUCACACACUUGUUUGAUGAUGUGCAGAGAGUAUGAUUGUGCUGCAUGUCAAAAUUAACCUGUGUUUUAAGGUGGCCAGUUUACAAAUAAUCAAUACUUUUAUGGGUAAAACCAGUUUUAAGAAUGUUUCAGCUCUAUGACAAAAAAAGAGCAUUGCAUACUAAAACUCACCAGGCUACAUCCAUUUGUGUUUUGUUUGAAUCUAACUUGAGUAUUUAUGUGACAAUACUGUGUUGCUAUUUUCAAGUCUUAGUAAGAGUGGCACAUUGGUGACAGCAUGGAGUGUGUUGGUUGCCUGUCUAAGCAGCUCAGAACAUGGAAUUAUUUCUUCAUGUAAAAUGUACUGUGUGUUCAUUAUUUUUGAUUAUACAAUUUGGCAUUAACCAAGACCAUUUAUAUAGUCACUAUUAUUUGCAAUUUCCUGAUGUUAACAGACUUAAAAUUACACAUUUGAGUUAAAGAGCAACUGCCCUAAAAACCAACUUCUCCUUUUAAAAACAGCCUAUGUGGUAUCGAUUUGAGUAAAUAGGAUAAUUUUGGUCAUAAAGUCAGUCUUGUCCAAAACCCAGAUUUCAAUAACUUAACCUCAAACCAACAAUAAAUUGUAGAAAUUCAUAUACAAAUAUUGAAAGCAUUUAAUGAGACUUAAAGGUGUCCAACAUAAAAAUAUUGUCCCAUUUACAUUGUGUAAUUUUUUGACAGAUCCUAACUAGCCCCAAAGAUAGGCUAUCCAAAGUCAAACCAACUCUGCCAGAGUCCCACACCAGCCAGCUGAAGCUAAUUGGUGAAUGAAGUUGGCUAGCAAUAGCUAGCCUAGGCAAUUUGAAGUUACAAGACCUGGUUAGACUGUUUCAAGUUAUCUAGAACAGGGUUUUGCAAACUCGGUCCUGGGACCCCCCUGGGUGCAUAUUUUGAGUGAAUGUGCAAACACUUGCCACGUGUGAACACACACAUUUUUUUUCUUCACAAAAGUAGUGCUGUAUUAGCGGACCGAUAUAGCUGUCUGUAGCACAGGUAAACAAAAAAAUAAUAAUGAGCCCUCCCUCCUCCAUCUAUUGAGAUGUUUCAUAGACAGUGUUUGAUGCGGACACCACUGUGCCACAGUCCACUAUACCAAUCCAGUAUGCAUUUGGGUAAAAAGCUUGUGCUGUUUAAAUUAGACUAACAUACCUGGGUCAUGUUCAUUAGGGCACACAACAGAAAAAAAACGCUUUAAAAUGUUUUGCAAUGGAUAACUAAAUUGAGUGUUUCUUAUUGGACAGGAAGGAACUGGGUUUCUUUUUUGACAAAGAGAUAAAUUAACAUGACAUUUCCACUCUAACUUUAAGAGGUGGGUCACAACAACAGUUGCAAUUUCAACAGAGGAUAAUCCAAAUCAGAGUACAUUUGAAAACCAAGGUUGUGUUUAUUAGGCUUCGAGAGGAAUGAACCAUGUUCAUUCCUCACUUUGUCAAAAAUGAGGCCCUGGCACACAUCUGCAGAGGUUAUCCCCCUGUGAAUAAGGUGACCUGUCUCUGUGCUAGCUGUUAACAGAAAAUCAUUCAGCUUUCACAUUUCAGAUAAGAGGAUAUUUAAGUAUUCAUGCAAUUACGACCAGGCCAAGCUCUGACUUUUCCCAUUGAGUUUUACCACUGCAGUAUUGGGGACGACUUCAAAGAGUGCUCUUCAACUCACCUGAUAUUGUGAUAAUCCCUCAAUUUAAAUGUUCAACGCUUUGAAUACAGAAUAGAAGGCAUUGUUUUGAAUAAUGAAACAACAGCUGUCAAAUGAGUCCACAAGGGGAACAAGUAAUGUACUGAAUGUGCCUUUAAAGUAUUUAAAUAAUACGUUAAAUACCAUAUCCUAGCCUCAUUUCUAAAACAAUUAUUGCACCUCUAGAUAAGGCCCUUGGAGAAGGGUAAUUUACAGGGCAUAAGUAUUUCAACAAUAUCAAAAGAUUCAUGAUUGCUUAAUCAUUCCAUAUCUUGAUUUUGCUGUAUGUUAUCGCUUAAAUAUCACCAGUCAUAUUAAGCUUUUCAAUAAUCCAAGCAAUGUGCUACAUGCAGGUUAAGCUCAUUUGAUCAGAUGUGGAUAAUUUCCCCCAUUUUGUCUGCAACUAUUUGCUUGUAUUGGGUUUAUGUGGUAAAAUGUAAAAAAAAUAAAAAAAAUGAUCAGGCUUCAUACAGUGUUUCAUUGCAGUAUGCUGUGAAAACAGUUUAUUUCUUGUAGAUAGUGUAAUAGUUACAUUCCAAGUAAAAUACAGUAAAACAACACUCAGUUAGUCUAAAGCAUCCUCAGCAAAAAUCAAUCCCCAUCGUUAUAGGAAGUCAAUGACAGCACGGGCAAACCUUAUUUAAGUGUGAAUUUAUUGAUUACUGAUUACCCCUGCAUGGCUCCCAAGUGGCGCAGCGGUCAUCUCAGUGCUAGUGGUGUCCCUACAGACCCUGGUUCGAUCCUGGCCGUGAUCAGGAGUCCCAUAGGGCGGCGCACAAUUGGCCCAGCAUCGUCCGGGUAAGGGGUGGGUUUGGCCAGGGUAGGCUAUUGUAAAAUAAGACUUUGCUCUUAACUGACUUGUCUAAUUAAAAAAGUACUCUACAAUACUCAGACCUCAGGAAAGAUAUGAUUUUUUUAUGUAAUAUUGUUGGUGUACAUCUCUGAGCGAUGUUCUUUCAAUUCCUGGGGUCAUUUUAUUGUGUAUCUGAGCUAUUGCCUUUCAAGCAGACAAAACUCGUCAUACCAGCUGCCAAUGGAUAGAAAAGCAUUUGACGUGUUAGUCAUUUAUCAGACUCUCUCUACAAUUAGUGAAGUUUUCAGACCCCAAAAGUAGAAUAAUGUCCAUUGAAUCACAGUGCCAAAACCGAAGUGCGUGGCCACUCCCGAUUGUUAUCUCAUCAACACACACGAUAGUAAUUAAAACAGCAUCGUUUGUAAGUCUACUAUUGUCUUGUAAAACAUGUGUAACGGAGUUAAGAACAUACCAUAACCUCACUCCACAGCUAGCUUGAAAUGUCCCCGAUUGCGCAUCUUCUGUAUAGCUUGAACAGUUUAUAUUUUGUCAUGCGGGCGGUCACGUGUGUUGCGAGGUAGAGGACACUGGUUCAAGCCCAGUCAGAGGCAAGUUCAGGGAGGCAAAGCUUUUAUGCUAACCUAGCACACUGGCGCCGGUUAUACAAUCAUACUUAGACUAAAUGACCUGGAAGAGUUAUUUUAAACCUGUUUAUGCUAUGUCAAAAUUUGAGAAUUUAUAUUGGUGACUGUUACUCAGGCGUUGAGUAUUGAAAACAGUUUAUUUCUUGUCCUCGAACAACUUGCUAUUGCUUGAUUGGCAGUAUGAGAGGAUAUGCUGUUGUUUAUCGAGAUGAUUAGGAUGCUGUCCGGCCUCUUUCUUUCUUGCUUUUGCCUGGCUCUUCACAAAGGAAUCUGUUGGCUGAGUGAAUGGAGAAUGGCCGGGGCCGUUCUGAGAGAGGCUAUUCUUCUGACCCUGCGGUCAAUAAAAUCCUUCUUGUGCCUUUGUCAAUUUUUACUGGCCGAUUUUGUCAAACGCUGGAGGUGCUGCCUGCUCGGGCCCUCUGUGUCCACUCCCUGAGCAGCAUACUGAGUAAAAACCUCUCUGUUUUUAAAGUACUCACAUUCAACUCAGUGAAUACGCUUGUAGCACAGCAGGCAAGAGCUCUCCUCGCCCCUGUCAACCCAAGCCACAGACCCCUUCUACAUUUUUGAUAACUGAUCUUCAGGCGAGUCUUCAUACAGCAUUGUGUGGUGGAAAAUAGUAAUGUAAAAAAUAUAUAUAUAUGGUUUGCAGCAUCUGUCUUGAACUUUUCAAAUUGUCCAUUUUUUAUUUGUGAGUGGCAUGAAUGUAUCUCGCUGUUGAUAGUAUCCUUUUCGACAGUACAAUAGCUGCUAAAAAGUGGAACGUGUGGCUUUAAAAGGCAUACUAUGAAGUAUUUGUCAAUCUCUCCCUUAAUACUUUCACUGAGCUGGAAAAUAAGUUAGCAAGGCACUGAUGCAGAGACUCCGAUAAUGCUACAUUUUAAAGCAAGCUAUCUAAUCAUAGAUAGUCUCCAUGUGCAGUUGAUGACUGAAUCGCACAGUGAGAAAUGUUUUUAUGUAAACUUUGAGAGCAAUUGUCAGUUUCAAAAAGGACCAAGCAGGGUGUUGUAUACAAAAUAUCACUAUGAAACUAAAUACAGUACAAUCCAAUUCGUUUUUUGUUAUUGUGCCUCUGAUGGCACAUUUUAUUGUUUCAUACUGAAUGACAUGGCAAUUCCUGAGUUCUUGCCAUGAUGAUCUUUAAAUCAUUGAUUUAAUCAUAACCAACAACCACAUGAUGUUGAGUGUAAGAGGGAACAAUUUAUGACAUUUCACUGAACCAUUAGUUUCUAUGGAAUGAAGCACAGAGUAGACAACGAUUUGCUUUUUCACCCAGGCAACCUUUCAAAAUCAACACACUAUCAUUAUUUAUUCGAAAUUUGUGACAUGCACACGAAAAAUACACUUUUUUGUUUGUAUUACAAGAUUUUCAUCACAACACAUUUAAUGUGUAUUACACGAUCUUCUUUAUAACGCAUUUGUGUACAUUAUACGAAUUCCAAUUUGUUGUGGCUAACGUUAGCUUGACUAGCUAGGUGGCUAAUGUUAGCUAGGCUAGGGGUUAAGGUUAGGCUUAGGAGUUAAGGUUAGAGUUAGGGGCUAGGGUUAGAGGUUAGGUAACAUGCUAGCUAAGUAGUUAAGGGUUAAGGUUAAGGUUGGGAAGGUUAAAGGUUAGGGGAAGGGUUAGCUAACAUGCUAAGUAGUUGCAAAGUAGCUAAAAUGCAAAAGUUGUUGGUGAUGAAAUUCAAACACGCAACCUUUGGGUUGCUAGACAUUCGCGUUAUACACCGACCAACCUCCUUCCUAUUUUAUCUGUCUUAAGUAACCUACCAUGUUUAUCUGUGAUUGAAAAUAGUGUACUGUACACUAAAAUGUUGACUUUUUUGUGUGCCUGUCACGAAUUUCCAAUUAGCAAGUAUAUUUCCCAAUAAUCUCUGAUACUGGGGUCUUCGAAAUAUGAGGUGCAGCAUUUCCUUGUCUUAUAUAUCUUUCUCUCUGUACAUAUGUUUAUUUCAUUAUAUCCUUUUUUUUACAACGAUGUUGAUGAUUAUGUGGAGUAGAUGGUUACACCAUAACAAAAAAUAUUUGUGUAGAUUAAAAAAUGUGGCAAUUUAUUUCAUCCUCAAAUCAUCAUUUAGAAAAUUUUGUGAUGAGAAAUUUGAAAUGGUUAUCUUUACUCAAAUGUGUAUGAAGGUCCUUUAGCCACCAGGGAUAUAGUUGUAUAUUUAUAGGCUCUAGAUCACUGGAAUGACAUAUAUGGCUUUAAGUGGCAUUGAUAUAUAUAUUGAUAUUUGUCAACAACAAAAAAAAUCAUGUACUUUAAUUACUUUAAAGCUUACAUUGUGUAUAGCACGUAUGCAAGUUAAUUUUCAUCAUGUUUGAUGUAAUUUUUGUAGCAGUGGUUUGAUACUAAUAAAUGGCAGUUUAUGAUGGAACUGUA
Molecule: messenger RNA, 8746 nt
Organism: Oncorhynchus mykiss (rainbow trout)
Lineage: Eukaryota; Metazoa; Chordata; Actinopteri; Salmoniformes; Salmonidae
Gene: negr1
Product: neuronal growth regulator 1
Source: RefSeq, a predicted model, not a curated record